AUGGCGAGCGUUUGGGCUGGAUACCGGUGCUCUUUGCUUGGUUUUGUUUUGUUCGCUACGACUUUUACUCUUAUCAUCUCGGCUCAGAAUAUUGAAACUGGAAGGUUGGUUGAUGGUGGAAAGAAAUCAAACGUUUACACACUCAUUGUAUCGAUAUUCAGCACUCUAUUUCUGGCCCUUGUCCUCUGGUUCGAUCUUGUCAAACGACUGUCUAUUUUAUGCCAAGUACAAUGGGAACUUAUAUGGGGAGCCAUCAUAAUCCUAUUUAACAUUAUCGGAUUCGCAUCCAUCUCCUCAAACAAGCCUGCUCCAAACACCUGUCACGGCGGACCCAAAUCAGCAUGGGACAUAUGUGCCGCCUCACAAGGGAUGCUCGCGUUGUUAGCCCUGACAACAAUAGCUCUCAUUGGACAUACGGGUAUGAUGGUCGUUAUGACCAUCAAACUCAGUCGGCGGACUGAAGAAUCUGUGUGGAGGGUUAUGGCCUGGGAGUUAGACGACAAGUUGCGACCCAGACCCGAGCGGGUGAUAACAACAACAAAUGUGACCAUGUCGGGAGUCGAAGCUGGGGUGAUCCAAGAGCGGCCAGUGUCCAAGGUGCUGCCACCGGUGCCGAUGGGUAUGGUGGAGGAUCCACCCCGUGCGAGGAAUCCGCUUACGUUUAGCACGGUGUCAAGUCUAUUGAACCCUGCUCCACGAGACCUUCCUGGCUCCGCACGACAAGAGGGCCGCUUUCAAUUGCACGAUGGGCCUGCUCCGGUACCUGUUGAACGUCCACCGGUGCAAAGAGCGUUUGAGCGUAUCAGCGGGUACAUUCAUGAUGAUCCCCACAAUGCUCCCAGCGGAUUCGGCGGGUUCUCGAUGUAUUAUGCUCCCACGCCCGUGUACGAUCGGUUUGCGAGGGGGAUGAGCGAGGCGUUUCCGAGUAGUGGUGUUGGAACGCCUGUAACGCCCGCGUUGAAACCACCGUCACCAUUGCAGCCGAGGAAGAUACAAAAGAAGGACGGGAGAUGGAUGUUGGCUGAUGAAAGCGAUGCGUUGGAGCGGCCAUUGGUGGGAGAAGAUAGACCGACACUGCCUGCGCGGUUUCAGUCGAGGAUGCAUGAGAUUCAACCACCGGCUGCUGCGCAGGUUACGCCUGUGCGCCGACCUUCACGCACGCCACCGCGCAUUAUGCCUGGUACACUCCCAAACCCCAAUUCAUACCGGCCAAUCUUGGAAGACAUUUAA
Molecule: messenger RNA, 1230 nt
Organism: Rhizoctonia solani
Lineage: Eukaryota; Fungi; Basidiomycota; Agaricomycetes; Cantharellales; Ceratobasidiaceae
Exons: 6
Coding region: 1-1230 (409 amino acids)
Source: RefSeq, a predicted model, not a curated record